GAAGUAAACAACUCGUGAUUGUCCUCAUCGUUGUCAGAUAAGAUAUUAUUUUAUAAACAACCAAACAUUAUUUAUUAGCAAAGAUUAUCGACUGCAAUAAAAUUAACAUUGAGGAUGUUAACAUUAGUAGACAGAAAAAAUACGAUAUAAGUUUUAUAUUAUUUAAAGUGCCUAGUAUAUCAACAAAAUGGAUAUUGACACAGAGAGUGUUCUUAACUUGAUGUUUCCAGAUGGAGUUUCAGAUGCUUGGACUGAUAAUCCUGAUUUCAACAACUAUCUUUCCAAACUGAGUGUUUACAAUUUAGAAAAGCUAUGUAAAGAACCUGACCAUUUAGACAUUGAAAAGAUGUCUAUUCUUAAUCAGACUCAAGAAUUAGCUUUUGCCAAUUAUAAGACUUUUAUAAAGACUGCAGAGUGUUCAAGAGAGUUAUUCAAGCAAUUCCAGAAAAUCGAAUCGCGUCUUAAUUCACUGAUUUCCCAUGUACCUGACUUUACAACAGGAUGUGAAUCCUUGCUUCGACAAUGUUCCUCACUUGAAAGUGAUCGGCAAGCUAGCAGUCUUGCUUUAAAGAGACAUUCUGAUCUGUUACAAGUUCUUGAACUUCCUCAACUUCUUGAAUCUUCAGUACGAUCUGCUCUUGUGGAGGAGUCAUUGUCACUUAUUGCAUUUGCUCAAAGAAUUGCUAAGUCCCAUCCAAAUAUACCAAUUUUACAGAAAGUAGCUGUUGAAACUGAAAAAUGGUCAGUGGUCCUACGCAGUCGCUUACUAGCGGAAUUGAAAGGAGAAUUAAGUCUCCCUAGAUGUUUAGUUGAUGUUGGAGUUUUACGCAGAAUGGGAGCUCUAUCAGAACCGGAACUGAGGCUUAUUUUUCUCCAAGCCAGAGGUCAUCACUUAUCAACACUACUUUCUUCACCUCAAGUUCAGAAUCAAACUAGUGUAUUGAAAAGGAUAGAAAUCUAUCGGAGUCAACUUUUUAACAUUAUAACUCAAUAUAAAGGCGUUUUUCCGGAUGCUGCAGUUAUUUCAGGAAAACAGAAGCAAAGCCCACUUCUAGAGGAGUGGGUUAGUAUUAAGGUUAACGAAUUCUUAUCAGACACAGAUGGUUGGGCUAACGAAGGAGGUAGUUUUGAAGGAGUAAUGUAUCUUGGACAGUCAUUAGGCAGGGUGGGCUGUGACUUACGAGGACUCUCUACAUCUUAUUUUCUGUCUGGUACUGCAACACGAAUGAAAGCUAUUUUAGAAUCUUCUCUUGCUGAUUUUCCUCAAGAUAUGGACAAGGCUGCACUUAUGAGUAUACAAGAAGAUCUCUGUGGAUUUAACAUUCCAUUUUAUCCUCUCGCACGGCUAACAAAUGGAAUAUUAUCCUGUUUGAACAAUCUUCGCCAUGGUGCACCAUUAGCACUGGCUCAACCAGUUACCAGUUUAGUGGAAGAGACUCUCUUCUUGGCAUCCCAGCACAUUUCUAAUUUCCACAAAAAAGAACAACAAGCUCUUGGUAAAGUUGAGAUGGAAAUGUUGUUUAAAUUAGUAUUGUGCUUUUCUGACCAAAUGCUGCCCCAUUUACAAACUUGUAUUCAUACAGUUUACCCACCGGCAGAGAUUGCUCAAUAUCUUUCCUUGUCUGUGUCUAAACUUCAGUCACAGGGCUUGACAUACUUGGAUUUCGAAAAGAUUUUAGGACCCAUAAAACAUCUCCAAAUUCCUAAAUUAGAGAAGCCGCUUACUGAAGAAAUUAAACAACCAGAAACUAAUGUAAUUACAAAUAUUGUUUGCUAAUAUUUGUUUUAAAAGUUUUAUAAAUUAUUAUUAUUGGUUCUUAAAUUGUUGAAAUAUAUUUUUGUUAUCAAAUAC
Molecule: messenger RNA, 1852 nt
Organism: Nezara viridula (southern green stink bug)
Lineage: Eukaryota; Metazoa; Arthropoda; Insecta; Hemiptera; Pentatomidae
Source: the annotation of a GenBank genome assembly